This is a messenger RNA of Lycium barbarum (goji berry), 1188 nucleotides long. RefSeq names its product cinnamoyl-CoA reductase 1. Bases 118 to 1113 code for a protein of 331 amino acids. The transcript has 6 exons. The record is from RefSeq and is a predicted model, not a curated record. Gene Ontology annotation, molecular function: oxidoreductase activity, acting on the CH-OH group of donors, NAD or NADP as acceptor. NCBI's taxonomy places the organism in Eukaryota, Viridiplantae, Streptophyta, Magnoliopsida, Solanales, Solanaceae.
AAGACUCAAGAAAGUGACGGAGAAAAAAGAGGUGUCAAGAAACUGUAAGUCUGUAACUAGUUCAAGUUUCAAGCACAAGAAAUAUUUACUGUGUAACCGUAGUAGGUACUAGUAAGCAUGCCAUCAGAAUCCGGCAAAGUCGUUUGUGUUACCGGUGCCGGUGGGUUCAUUGCCUCUUGGGUUGUUAAAAUCCUUCUUGAAAAAGGCUACACUGUCAGAGGAACCGUUAGGAAUCCUGAUGAUCCCAAAAAUAGUCACUUGAGGGAACUUGAAGGUGCAAAGGAAAGAUUAACUCUGUGCAGAAGUGAUCUUCUGGACUACCAGAGUUUGAAGGAAGCAAUCUAUGGCUGUGACGGAGUUUUCCACAUGGCUUCCCCUCUCACUGAUGAUCCAGAGCAAAUGAUGGAGCCAGCAGUAAUUGGGACGAAGAAUGUGAUAACAGCAGCAGCAGAAGCCAAGGUUCGAAGGGUUGUGUUCACUUCGACAAUAGGGGCGGUGUAUAUGGACCCUAACAGGGCCCCUGACAAAGUUGUCGACGAGUCUUGCUGGAGUGAUCUUGACUUCUGCAAGAAUACUAAGAAUUGGUACUGCUAUGGGAAGAUGAUGGCUGAAAAAACAGCAUGGGAUGAGGCAAGGGAAAAAGUAGACUUGGUGGUGAUCAAUCCAGUGUUGGUGCUUGGACCAUUGCUCCAACCAACAGUGAAUGCCAGCGUUCUUCACAUACUCAAGUACCUCACUGGUUCUGCAAAAACAUAUGCCAAUUCAACUCAGGCAUAUGUUCAUGUUAGGGAUGUUGCACUAGCCCACUUACUUCUCUACGAGACGACUUCUGCAUCUGGCCGCUACAUCUGUGCUGAGAGCGUGCUUCAUCGCGGUGAGGUGGUCGAAAUUCUUGCUAAAUUCUUCCCGGAGUAUCCUAUCCCCACCAAGUGCUCGGAUGAGACAAGACCUAGGGCAAAACCGUACAAAUUCACGAACCAAAAGCUGAAGGACUUGGGCUUGGAGUUUACACCUGUGAAACAGUGCUUAUAUGAGACGGUGAAGAGCCUGCAGGAGAAGGGCCACCUUCCAAUUCCUACUCAAACUGAUGAACCUAUUCGAAUUCAGCCUUAAUUAAUUAGCCUCUAAUACUCUUAAUUAUUUAGGGGCGAUUAUCAAUACUGAAAGUUGACCGUGGCUUUGCUCUUU